GAUUCUUGUACGUGGCAAUCCCCUCGUCAUGAUUCGAGGGGCGCAGAUCUUAUGCUUGCUGGUGGGGGCCACUUCUAGACCAGAAGUGCGGGCACCAGCGUCGGUUCUUUUUGAAGACGGCUGUGAUGGCGGCGAAUGUGGCACCGCGCUGCUGCAAAGCAGCAUGCAAGGUCACCGGCAGGCAGAAUCAAAAGUGAAAAGGAAGGCAGCUGAAUCCGUCGAAGAGGCAGUGGUUUUCUGGGAGAACUUGACGCAGAUGCUCGAAAACGCCGAGCUGGCUUUCGACCGUCUGAAAGGGGCCAUGAAGACAGGCAAGACCUUGAGACUGCAGCUUACUUCCCAGGAGGACCCAAAACUCCUGCAACUUCUCCGGGGACAUGUGGAGGGUUUUGCCUUCUGUGACGCCCAGCUGCAGCAGAUUUUGAGCCACGCAGAGCGACUGGAGAGCAGCGCUCGGCAGUGGAUGGAGUUGCACCAGAGAUGCACCCACCAAGCAGAACUCUUCAAGCAAGACCCGGCAGAGCACCGUGAGCUGCAGGAGAAGGUGGCUGAGUGCACAGCGCUGAACCAAGUGCUGCGAACCACACAAUGUGCGCGGGCCACCCGCAUCAGCGGCAUGUGCGAUACCUACCAGACAUGCCGUCGCUCCGUUUCCCUGGCCUCCUCGCGUGCGCGGGCAACUGUGCAUCAGUCUUGGAGGGCCACGCAUGGGUCCAACAAGGCUCAGUGGGUUGUGGAAGCUCUUCGCUGCUUCGAAGAUCAGUGGCAGAGCGGAGUGCGAGAGCAGUCGGUUCUGCAGCUUGCACUCCAUAGCUGUGAGCACAAGGCUAAGGAGUUGUUGAAACACCAGGAUCCACCUGCACUUCACUGCAACCAAACUCUUCCGCAAGGAGUGCAGGGCUGCGAGGAUGUCUUGCAGCCUGCGCUGGGGUCGAUUUUGGACCGCGACUUGACCAAGGAAAUGGCCACGGGCGGCGUGUCCCUGAUGCAGGAGGGCAUCGAGCUGACGGAAGCGCCGGAAGAACCGCCGGCGCUGGUGGAAAUGCAGGAGGCUUUGGCGGGGCCGCUGGCCACGCCCAUCUGCAUGUUGGUGGCCUUUUUCACAUUGAGCAUGCUUGGUGUGAGAUGCUGGAUGACGACCAACCUCCGUCCGGGGCAAAAGGAUGCGAGUCCCAAAUCGGUGGAUGCCUGGUGCGUCAACAGCUUGGAGAAACUUGCCGAUGCAGAUCAGUGUUGGCUUUGUGGCGAGCUGGUGGUGCCCAAGAAGACCUCCUGCAGUAUCUUCGUGCCGAGUCAUCAGGGCUCCUGCUUGGUGACGGACAAGAUGGGUCAGAGCAUGUUCCGGACCAGCCGAGCUGAACUGGCGAACGGCGAGAUCCAGUUGGUGCUUAGCAGAUGUGGUGAUAGCGCCGUGCUGGCUACGGCCUGUCGUUGUCCACUGGGAAAGUCGACCAAGUCCUGGCAGAUCUAUCAAGGCAGCGGCGACGACUUGUUUGCCUCUAUGGAAUGGGAAGAAGUUCAAUCUUCCUGGUUCUCCAAAUCCUCGGGCGCCUUCGUGGUCCGCAACCAGCAGCGCUCCGCCCUGCUGCGCCUUACAGCGAGCCCCACAUCGCUGCAGCUCUGCGAUGCCUUCGGGCGCCCGGUGGCGGUGGCGAAGGGCGAUGCUGCCAGGGCUGAGGUGAGGAUUGAGGUGAGAAGCGACAGCAACACGGAUUUGGGUUUGGUGACCUUGGCAGCCCUGGCUAUUCAUCCCUUUGAUGACGCGACGGCACCAGCCCAACUGUAG
Messenger RNA from Cladocopium goreaui, 1786 nucleotides. The record is from the annotation of a GenBank genome assembly. Lineage: Eukaryota; Dinophyceae; Suessiales; Symbiodiniaceae.